AUGGAGGAAGCAAACCAGACUGGGACGAUUCACUUCCACUUCCGCCCCUUCUCCAGACUCCCUGAGGUCCAGAUGCUCAUUUUUGUGACCUUCCUCAUCAUGUACCUGUUCAGCAUCAGCGGCAACUUCUCCAUCUCUCUCAUCAUCUGGUUCAACCGCUGUCUCCACACCCCCAUGUACUUCUUCCUGGCCAACCUGGCGGUGUUGGAGAUCUGCUACUCUUCCACCAUCGCCCCUCUGACCCUGGCCAGUAUCCUGUCUGUGGAGAGAAACCUCAUCUCCCUGCCUGGCUGUGGCACCCAGAUGUUCUUCUUCAUCUUCCUGGGCAGCACUGACUGCAUCCUGCUGGCCGUCAUGGCCUACGACCGCUUUGUGGCCAUCUGCCACCCUCUGCACUACACCCUCAUGAUGAGCUGGCGGCUAUGUGUCCAGCUGUCCCUGGGGUCUCUGGUGCUGGGCUUUAUCUUGGCCUUGCAGCUGACUGUGCUCAUCUUCCGACUCCCCUUCUGCAGCAGCAAAGAAAUCAGCCUGUUCUACUGUGACGUCCUCCCUGUCAUGAGGCUGGCCUGCGCGGACACCCGCCUGCACGAGGCUGCUCUGUUUGUAGUCAGCGUCAUCGUCCUCACCAUCCCCUUCCUGCUCAUCACGCUCUCCUACGUCUUCAUCGUCACUGCCAUCUUGAAGAUGCGCUCUGCAGAGGGCAGGCGCAAGGCCUUCUCCACCUGCUCGUCUCACCUGACGGUGGUCCUGCUCCAGUAUGGCUGCGGAAGCCUCAUCUACCUGUGUCCCAGCUCCAACUACUCUCCAGACAGAGGUCAGGUGGUGUCUGUGGUGUACACGUUCAUCACCCCCGUGCUGAACCCCUUGAUCUACAGCAUGAGGAACAGAGAGCUGAAGGAUGCCAUGAAGAGAACGAUGAUGCAGUUCUUGGUGGCCAAGUCCCCUUGA
Molecule: messenger RNA, 948 nt
Organism: Condylura cristata (star-nosed mole)
Lineage: Eukaryota; Metazoa; Chordata; Mammalia; Eulipotyphla; Talpidae
Product: olfactory receptor 10V1-like
Exons: 1
Coding region: 1-948 (315 amino acids)
Biological process (GO): G protein-coupled receptor signaling pathway
Cellular component (GO): membrane
Molecular function (GO): olfactory receptor activity; G protein-coupled receptor activity
Source: RefSeq, a predicted model, not a curated record